AUGUUUGACGGGUCAAAGUCCAGUAGUACAUCCAGCUUCAAGGAUGCAUUCAAAAGAGCAUCCUCAUCACUACGACCACAACCUUUAAAUGACAAACGUGCCAUUGAAAGUAUUCAACGUUAUCAAGAUAUACUAUCGCCUAUAUUGAUUAACCGGUAUCAAACACCACGACCGAAUGAAGACAGCUUCGCUGAACCCAGAAGGAAAGUGACACCAAUUGCAAUAAAGCAUUCAUUAGAUAUACCUUUAGAAUCAAUACUUAAUUUGUACGUGCGACCUGGAGAGCCUCAUUUCGUAAUGUGGUUUUUGAUUUCGUCAUAUUUCCCCCUUAUUGCCGCCUGUCUUGGUCCUUUGUCCAAUAUGAUUUCUAUUAUCGCUUUAAUUGAACACUGGCGAGUUGAUGUCAAGACAGGGUAUUACCACCCCGACCCACACAAAGUAGUUGUGUUGAAUGCAUUAUCAUUAGCUUUGGGAUUGGUUGGAAACAUUUCCUUAUUGAUGAAUUUCUCCCGAUCUGUCAAGUAUUUGAUAACUCAAUGUAUUUCUAUUUUUUCAUGGUUUUGUGCAUGUAUGUUUCUUGUUGCCGGGAUUUUGAUUACCAAUUAUCAAGCAUUGGAUGAUUUCAUCAAUAUUCAACGUUCUGAAGGAUUUUAUUUUGCUUGCUUCACUGCCGCUUACUAUUUCUUAUGUAUGCUGAUUUUAUUGAUCAAUUUCGCUGGGUACAGGUUAAAUAAGUACCCUCCUACUUUUAACUUGGACCAGAAGCAAAGAACCUUAAUGGUUUACACCAUCAUGUUUAGUGCUUGGAGUGUUGCAGGUGCUGUUGCCUUGACCCAUUUGAUUAAAGAGAUUUCUUAUGGGUCAGCAUUAUAUUAUUGCACGGUAUCUAUUUUGACUAUUGGAUUGGGAGAUAUAAUCCCCAAAACAUCGGGUGCAAAAGUGGUGGUGCUUAUCUUUUCUUUGGUUGGUGUACUCAUCAUGGGUUUGAUUGUUGCCACUUUACGAUCGGUUAUUCUCUCAUCCGCUGCUCCAGCGGUAUUCUGGAACGAUACUGAAAUUCAACGAAGAAGAUACGUUGACAAACUCAUGACUAUGAAUAAAGCAAUUACUCCAGAGGAGGCAUUCCAUAAAAUAAGACGCAUUCGUAAUCAAGUUAAAACCGUACGGACCAAUAUUGGAUUAUUAAUGACCGUGUUGGUGUUUCUUGGGUUUUGGCUACUUGGUGGCAUGAUUUUCCACUUUAUAGAAGGAUGGUCCUAUUUCCACUCAAUUUAUUUUUGUUUCCUUUGUUUAUUGACCAUUGGGUAUGGUGAUUAUGCUCCCAAGACAAGUCUUGGACGCGUUUUCUUUAUUUCAUGGGCAAUAUCCGCAGUACCAUUGAUGACGAUCUUGGUGUCCAAUGUUGGAGAUGAGUUAUAUGACACUUCAAAUCAAUUGAGUGAAUGGUUUAGUAAAUGGAUGUUUCUGCCUGAUAACGCAUACGAGGAAAAGAAGGCAAUCAAGAGAGAAAUCAAAGAAGAAUGCGGUGAUGACGUCACUGUCAACUCGACAAUAUUGGCCGAGGAGUUGCGAAAUGAUCUUGAUUUGACACUACGUGAGUAUGGUGAUGAUGCUGAGGCCAACAGUUGGAAAGUCGAAGAUGAGAUAGAACAUGAAAUUCUGGAUUUAGACGGCAGUGAAUCCACUACUGGUGCGGCUAAUGCUCUGAUGAAAACUCAAGAAACAACUCAAUCAUUUAAAUUGCGUAAAGUACAACGCAAGAUCUCCAAUCGAGCACGAAGACAUUUGGAAGUUUUGAAAUAUUUGGAGAAACUUAAACCUUUGAUUUCAGACUGUGUGACCAAUCCCAUGAAGAAAUACUCUCUCAAGCAAUGGCACGAAUUUUUCGAAAUUUUAGAACUCGAUGAAACGCCGAAAGAAGUUGAGGAAACGAGUAAAUACGAUGGGUUUUGGUUGGGUGAUUACAGUCCACUUCGACUACCGUUAAAAGAGCCCAAUUUCAUGGUAUUGAAAGUGUACAAUAAAAUUGAAGAAACCGUUGCUCGAUUGAUUGACGAGGAAAUUGAUGAUUUAAAAAUGAUGAACAAUCAGGAUGAAGGAGUAGAGAUUGAACCACCUGCCGCAUCUGACAGGAAAGUGCAGUUUGAAAAGUAA
Molecule: messenger RNA, 2154 nt
Organism: Lodderomyces parapsilosis
Lineage: Eukaryota; Fungi; Ascomycota; Pichiomycetes; Serinales; Debaryomycetaceae
Gene: TOK1
Product: Tok1p
Exons: 1
Coding region: 1-2154 (717 amino acids)
Biological process (GO): stabilization of membrane potential; potassium ion transmembrane transport
Cellular component (GO): membrane
Molecular function (GO): potassium ion leak channel activity
Source: RefSeq, a predicted model, not a curated record